Messenger RNA from Tilletiopsis washingtonensis, 1348 nucleotides. RefSeq lists its product as hypothetical. NCBI's taxonomy places the organism in Eukaryota, Fungi, Basidiomycota, Exobasidiomycetes, Entylomatales. The record is from RefSeq and is a predicted model, not a curated record. The transcript has 2 exons. Bases 175 to 1245 code for a protein of 356 amino acids.
GCACCGCUGUUUGAUGUGCCGGAUGUGCUACAGCGCCUCAGCACGGGGCAAGCAGCAGCGCAGCAUGCUGUCGGACCUCCCUGCUGGCCCGUGCCUCCGCGAGGCAUAAGAGAGGCACCUCGACGCCCAUCGCCGCUCCUGCCCACCACCUCGUCUGCCUCGACCUCGCCCGACAUGUCGCGCUCCCUCGACGCAACCGAGAAGCAGCCGCUGCUCGGCGCCGAUGCCACGGCCGCCGACACGCCCCGUCAGUGCGGCUCCUCGCCGGCCAUGCAGCGCCUCGGCGCCGUGCUCCGCCAUGUGGUGCGCACGGCGCUCGUCGUCGUCUCCGUCGUCUGCGUGCUCAGCCUGCUGCCGCCGCACAUCGGCCAGCGCGGCGGCCGCAGCACCGGCCCCGACGCCGCACUGCACGGCUGGCAUGGACCGCCGCCGCCGCCGCCUCCGCCGACGGCGCCGCUCGACUGCCAUGCGCUGCCGGCCUCGGGCACGCUCAACGUCUCUGUCGUCGUCUUCGAGCCGUGGGCGCGCCUCGUGACGCACAACUCGCUGCGCGGCUCGACGCUCGCCCUGCUGCGCGACGACGCCGCUGCUGCCGACGCCGCUGCGCUCGCCGGCGACGCACGCCGCGCACCCAAGGGCCCUCCGCCCCAUGGGCCCGUCGACCUCCUCGUCACCGUCACGCGUGCGGCGGCAGCGGCGGCCGAGCACAAGCCCGAGGCACUCAACAUCUGCUCGUUCGGCCUCAUCAGCGGCCCGGCCAUCGGCAUCUUCGUCAGUACCGUGAACAUGUGCCGAACGCCGCAGCUGCUAACUGACGUUUCCCUCCCACAGCCCGCGCCGACGGAGCCGGCGGACCUGGCUGCAGCGCACAAGACGCCGGGCGACGGCUUUGGGCGCGUCUAUCCCGACAUCAGCAUCGCCAUCCACGCGCCCGCCUCGCUGUCGCUGGCGCUUCUGCCCGAUGCGCCGCCGCCGCCGCCUCCGCCGCACCACGGUCCUCCUCGCGGACCCCCGCCGCCGGGUCCGCCGCCCCACGGCCCGCCUCACCGCGGUCCCGGCGGCCCCCGCCGCCGCCGAGCGUGGAGAACUGAAGAGUGCUCGAGCGAGUUCUCGGGCGUGAUCCACGCCGCGUCGUCCCUGCCACCGUCCCAGCCGUGCAGUGCACAUCGUUUCCCUGCCCUCUUCCCCUUGUAUCUGAGCACCCAUCGCGAUGCGAUCGUUGAUGAAAUGAGAGAUCGUUGCUAGCGUCGUCGUCGUCACUCCAUUGCGCAUCUAGUUCGCCGAGCCGCGGCCAAUUGCCUUGAGCCCGGCGCCUUCGGCCAGGACGGGCAGCGCCUCCACUGCACCU